Molecule: messenger RNA, 3108 nt
Organism: Syzygium oleosum
Lineage: Eukaryota; Viridiplantae; Streptophyta; Magnoliopsida; Myrtales; Myrtaceae
Product: disease resistance protein L6-like
Exons: 2
Coding region: 173-1864 (563 amino acids)
Biological process (GO): defense response; signal transduction
Molecular function (GO): ADP binding
Source: RefSeq, a predicted model, not a curated record
UGCUCUGAUUGCUCCAUUUUCUUCUGAUAAGUUGUCUGAGAGUUUCUAUUGUCGUUUGAAUGUAGAUCCGAGUUUGAGUCCAGCGAGACAUUUCUGCUAUGCCCAGAUCUGGGAUUCCAUAUAUCUCUCCUCUGUUUCUUUCUCCAUCAAUUUCUUUCACAAUCCUCUCGAGAUGAAAAGGAAAGAGCCCACUCGUUCAGAAGAUCCAAUCUACAAGGCGUCUUCCUCUUCGAAGUCUCCACAUGUAGGUGAUUAUGAAGGCGGAACCAAAAGACCGAAGGGAAAUGAUUACGAAGUGUUCUUGAGCUUCAAAGGGGAAGACACUCGCAAAGGCUUCACCGAUCAUCUCUAUCAUAACCUUGACCAUGCAGGAAUUCGUGUGUUCAGAGAUGACAAUGAGCUCCGCGUUGGUGAGGAGAUUGGUCCGGAGCUUCUCUACAGUAUUACGAAGACUAAGAUCUCGAUUCCGAUUAUUUCGGAGAACUAUGCUUCAAGCAAAUGGUGCCUCUGCGAGCUGGCUGAGAUGUUGAAGUGCAAGAGAAGUAAAUGGCAGAUAGUGUUGCCCAUAUUUUACAAAGUGAAACCCUCACACUUGCGACAUCUUCCAGGGAGAUUGGGAGAUGCUAUCAAUGCACAUAAAAAGAAUAUGGAUGAAAUGAUUGUGAAGGGAUGGGAAGAAGCACUCAAAGAAGUCAGCUCCUUGAAAGGAUGGGAAUCGGAGAAAAUUGAUAGCGGGCAUGAAGGAACAUUAGUUAAAAUUGUUGUCAGAAAAGUUAUGGGCGAGUUAAAAAGACUUUUUCAGUUAAAUGUUCCCGAACAGUUGGUGGGAAUUGAUGAUCAUGUGCAACAGAUUAUGAGCAAGAUAGAUGCCGAAUUCAAUGGUACGAGGAUUAUUGGAAUUUAUGGAAUGGGCGGCAUCGGUAAGACAACUCUUGCAAAGGUGUUAUACAACAAACUCUCUAGUCAUUUUGACUAUCGUAGUUUCGUGGCAAAUAUCCGAGAAACAUCUCACAGUAACGGUAUUGAAUGCAUACAAAAGCAACUCAUUUCUGCCAUAAUAGGAAGUUCGUGUGAUGUGUCUAAUGUCGACGAAGGAGUCAGUGUAUUCAAAUCUCGAUUUACGAGUAAGAAAGUCCUAGUUCUUCUGGAUGAUAUGGAUGAUAGUACUCACUCAAAUGCUUUGGUUGGGGACGGAAGUUGGUUUGCAGCGGGAAGUAUAGUCAUCAUCACAACUAGAAACAAAAGCAUUCUUGAUGAAGGUAGGGCAGGCUACAUGUACAAACUCAAUGAGUUGUCUUUAGAUCAAUCAUUGAUUUUAUUUAGUAGACAUGCAUUUCGAAAAGAUUUUCCUCCGAAUGAUUAUGAGGUUAUCUCUCGUGAUGUCGUAUCUACUACUGGGGGGCUUCCAUUAGCUCUUGAAGUUAUAGGUUCUUUCUUAUGUGGAAAGAAAGAAGUCGUAUGGAAAGAUACAUUAAAGAAAUUAAAGAAAGUGCCCAAUAAGAAAGUGCAAGAGAAGUUGAAAAUAAGUUAUGAAGCAUUAGAUGACGAGGAGCAACAAAUAUUUUUGGAUAUUGCAUGCUUUUUUAUUGGAUCACAUAAACAAAAUCCAACUUUCAUGUGGGACGCCAGCAGUUUUCUCCCGGGGAGGGGGAUUGAAGUAUUGAGUCUUAUGUCCCUAAUUAAAAUUGACGAAUACGGCAUUCUAAAGAUGCAUGAUCAAUUGAGAGAUCUUGGUAGGGAAAUUGUUCGUCUAGAAAAUCCAAAGGAGCAUCAAGAGCGUAGCAGAUUGUGGAUCAGUGAAGAAGCCCUAGAUGUGAUUAAUGGAAACAAGGUAAGACUUUUCUCUACUUGUCUUAGUCAGUGAAUAUGGUUCCAUCUUCGCAUUCUUGUUUGAAAUAAAAAUUGUUGUGAGUCUUGACUCCCCAAAACUAGCUGCUUCUACUAGCAAAAGAGCUCUUUUGAUUAAUUAUUGUCCUUGCCUGAUUCUAGGACAUAAUUCAGGAUCAAUUUCUUGGUUAUGGGCAAUUGAUCUAUAUCUUUACCUAGUAGUAUGGUGAUAAGGAUACUCUCCUUUUGGUAAUUUCAAUGCUACAACAAAAUUACAAAAGCAUAAUGUUUGACAGAUUACUUUUAGAGAAAACCUGACAUUUACAAAUUGUUGCAGCCAUGCUUUCCCCGCAUAUUUGUUUGAUGCAAGUGUUUGAUGUUUGGAUUCGUCUUUUGGUUUCUUGUGAGGCCUUUUUUUAUAUUUUAUUUUUACUACUUAUGAAUUAUUUGGUGUGAUAAACGAGACCUCCAAUCAUUGGUGAUGAUUUAGCUAUCUAGGUUCCUGUACUUUUUAAGUUGGGUUAAGUGUAACACCUAAGUAUUAUUGGUUGUGCAAUUUAGUCACCCCAUCUAUUUUUGCUUUUGCUCAAUAUAGUCCUCUAACUUCAACUUUUUUGUGCAAUCGAGUCCUUUGUGGUCAACCGUUAGUUGACACCGUCAAUUUGUUGAUGUCGCUUUAUAUAUGAUUUAUGAGCAACUGGGUAAUAUAGCCCUUUAAACAUUUAUUAUUUUCAUUGUAUAUACUUUUCAUGACAGUGGAUAGUUUCUUUUUAUGAAUCUGCAAAUACCUUUUCUUUUUGUGACGGUGGAUGAUUUUUCUAUUAAUCUCCCGUUAUUAUUUAUUUGCUAUAUAUAGGCUAUCAUGUUAUAAUAAUAAUUUGUUUAUUGUUCUAUUCUUAGUGAGCAUCUUCUUUAGCAAAGAUUUAGUUAACAUUAAUAACAUCAUCUUAUUUUUAUGAAACGAAAACUAGUUUGGGGUAAAUGUGACACGGAUUUAUCAGUUUGGGAUUGUUUGUGACAUGAAAAUUAGUGAGGGGUAAAUGUGAAACAAGUCUAGCAGUUCGGGAUUUUUGGUAUUAUUAACUGAAAUAAAUGUGGUUUUGAAUUUUGUGUGAUGAUUAAUUUUCAUUAUUAGCAUGAAAGUUAAAAGGUAAUCGACUAAAAGCAAUUAUAAUAUGUGGAUGAUUUGUACAAGCAUCAAACAAGCAUGUGCAAAUGUCAUAAGUAUCGUUAAUUAAGAAAAACUAAAUAUAAACAUUGGGAUGCAAAACAUAAUGAAAU